UGUCUCUCUCUCCUUGGAGUUUGAGUACAUGACGUGAGUCUCUUGAUUCAAUUCAUGGGGGCUUCACUUUUUGACAUUUGCACAUGAUUGAUGUGCACUCUCCACCUUCUCCUUCUUCUAUUCCGCACCCACCGCUACCCAAUCCCAGAUUCAGCAAAAAUCCAACCAUAUUAAAGGCCAGAGCUUCCCCUGCUGCAAUGCAACUCUGUUUGUCCAUUUUGCGGAGAAAGAAGAAAACACCAUGAUUUCUCGUUCUCGUAUUCUUCCACUAUUGCCCACUUGGGUUUUAGCCAGGCCAGAGCCGCAUCUUCCUUCUGCUACAAAAAUGGCGGCUCUUUCUCCAGGGUCUCCAGAGGUAAGAAUGGUGCACCACCAGGACUCGAACAAGAAACCUUUCGUAGCAUUGAUCAUUUCUUCAGUUCUCGUUUGUGGGAUUUUGUUGUCUCUGUUCUCUUUCUGCAUCUACAGACGCAGAAACUCCAAAACAGCCACCACAAAAGAGCAACAGGGCCAGGAGCCUGGAAAAGGGAUUUCACUAGGUCCGGUUUUGGGUAGAUUCAGCUCUUUGAGAAUGGCUGGUAGAAAGGGCUCUGUUGCCUUCAUUGAGUAUCAAUUGUUAGCGGCUGCAACAAACGAUUUUCAGGAGAAUAAUGUUUUGGGCGAUGGUGGAGUUGGGCGUGUCUUCAAAGCGCGAUUCAACGAUAACUUGCUUGCAGCUGUAAAGAGAUUAGAUGGUGGAAAGAAUGCUGGAAGAGAAUUUGAGAAUGAGGUGGAUUUGUUAAGUAAAAUGCAGCAUCAGAACAUAGCUUCGCUAUUGGGUUACAGCAUUCACGGCCAGACGAGGUUUCUGGUAUAUGAGAUGAUGCACAAUGGCUCUUUGGAAUACCAAUUGCAUGGACCUCAUAAUGGAUCGGCUUUAAAUUGGAACCUCCGGUUGAAAAUAGCUCUGGAUGUUGCAAGAGGAUUAGAAUUUCUUCACGAGUGCUGCCACCCUCCCGUGAUCCAUGGAGAUUUGAAGUCAUCUAAUAUUCUGCUUGAUUCCAAUUUCAAUGCUAAGCUUACUGAUUUCGGCGUAGCUAUAGCCUGUGGAAAUCAUAGCAGGGACAAUAUAAAGCUUUCGGAAACUUUGGGAUAUGCAGCCCCAGAAUACCUUCUGGAUGGUAAACUUACAGAUAAAAGUGAUGUGUAUGCUUUUGGCGUUGUUCUUCUGGAGCUUUUGACGGGAAGGAAGCCUUCGGAGGAAACUGAAUCAACUCAGAGCCAUUCCCUUGUCACAUGGGCCAUGCCUCAUCUCACUGACAGGUCGAAGCUUCCAAACAUGGUGGACCCAAUAAUCAGAAAUACAAUGGACUUGAAGCACUUAUACCAAGUUGCUGCUGUUGCUGUGCUUUGUGUACAGUCCGAACCAAGUUACAGGCCUUUGAUAACAGAUGUUCUGCACUCCUUCAUCCCAUUGGUGCCUUCUGAGCUCGGUGGCUUGCUGAGAGUUCCAGGAACCUUGUCGACUGGCAGCAGCUAGUACUCGACACGAGUCAUUUGACUCGCUACAGAAACUAGGGAAUUGCAUGGCCUACAUAAACAUGGAUUGUUGAACUUGCAGAUAUAUUCUUUGCCUCCAGAAGAACACUGUUCGAGUUCUUGUGUCGUUGCCACCAUUGUAACCUCAAGCGUACUUCAGAUUCACGAAAGUUAAGCUAGAAAUCUCGUGUUUUUUUCUCUCUUAGUCCUUUUUGCCUUUUUGGAGUUUCUUUUUUUUUUGUUUCAUUUUGUUUGUUUUUUUUUUUUUUUUUUUUUUUGGGUGGGAUCCAUUUUAACAUUUGUAAAUUGAAUAUUUCCGAGCAACAACACGAAGAAAAAAGCAUUGUCACAGUCGCAUUAU
This is a messenger RNA of Diospyros lotus (date-plum), 1879 nucleotides long. Its product is annotated as probable receptor-like protein kinase At1g80640. The transcript is spliced from 10 exons. The record is from RefSeq and is a predicted model, not a curated record. NCBI's taxonomy places the organism in Eukaryota, Viridiplantae, Streptophyta, Magnoliopsida, Ericales, Ebenaceae. Bases 242 to 1519 code for a protein of 425 amino acids. Gene Ontology annotation, molecular function: ATP binding; protein kinase activity. Gene Ontology annotation, biological process: protein phosphorylation.